Orycteropus afer afer is the source of this 741-nucleotide messenger RNA. It is a transcript of the gene CHCT1, whose product is annotated as chromosome unknown C17orf64 homolog. The record is from RefSeq and is a predicted model, not a curated record. NCBI's taxonomy places the organism in Eukaryota, Metazoa, Chordata, Mammalia, Tubulidentata, Orycteropodidae.
GCCCGAGGGGACAUGAGGAGUGCCACCCUGGAGCCCACCAGUCCACCUGUGGAGAUGGAGGCUUCAGUUGGACAAGGGGGUGUAGGGGACAAGCCACUAGAGAAGGUGACCCAGGUGUCUGCACUGGAAAGGAUCUCCUGCACCCUCACUGCUGGAGACUCACUUGUGCACCACGCCAAGGGCCUGGAUCAGGACACCUUCAAAAUUUGUAAAGAAUACCUAAGGCCUCUGAAGAAAUUCCUGAGAAAGCUGCACCUGCCCAAGGACCUUCCCCAGAAAAAGAAGCUGAAGUACAUGAAGCAGAGCCUGGUGGUCCUAGGGGACCACAUCAAUACCUUUCUGCAGCACUACUGCAGAUCCUGGGAAAUCAAGCACUGGAAGAAGAUGCUUUGGCGAUUUGUCUCCCUCUUCUCUGAACUGGAGGCGAAGCAGCUUCGCAGGCUCUACAAGUACACCAAGAACAACCAGCCAGCCAAGUUCCUGAUGGCAUUCUGCCCCUUGGAUGCUCUGGAGGGCCCCUUGCUGGCAGACCAGGAAGACAGUCUGCCCAAGCUCUGCAAUGCCUGGGGGCUGCACAGCAACAUUAGCGACAUGAAGGAGAGGCUGUCCAAGAUGCAAGUCUCUGGCCAAAAGACCUCCCUGCUGGUAGAGCUGAGAUCCCAGGUCCUUGUCAGGAGAGGUCCUUUAAGGAAACUUCCUCAUAAACCAAAACUGAAGAGAAAGAGGAUUAAGGAAGCCUGA